Alnus glutinosa is the source of this 930-nucleotide messenger RNA. RefSeq lists its product as uncharacterized. The transcript has a single exon. Gene Ontology annotation, cellular component: plasma membrane. The record is from RefSeq and is a predicted model, not a curated record. NCBI's taxonomy places the organism in Eukaryota, Viridiplantae, Streptophyta, Magnoliopsida, Fagales, Betulaceae. Gene Ontology annotation, biological process: response to desiccation. Bases 243 to 791 code for a protein of 182 amino acids.
CCCUGGCGACACCUACGCUAAUUUCAGACAGCAACUACAGAGGAUUCCCAGCGACAUCCAAGGGCAUUGUUGUCAUUUCAUUGAACCGUCCACCCCCCGACCAAUCCAACCCAUAUUCCGCCUAGUACCCCUAGUACCCCUAGAUCUCGUUCCUCCACGGACCACUGUAACUCCAUUUCGGAACUGAGUAGGCAAUACAAGGAAGAAGAAGAAGAAGAAGACGGUGAUUUCCUCCAAAGAGCAUGGGCAAAAUGGUACAAUGGAGCUGGGGCCCCGCUCUGAUCGGAGCGGCGUCGGCUGUGGCAGCGACGACUCUGAUCUCGGCCAAGCCCAAGGACCCAACCUUCCAUUUGAUAUCAAUCAACCUCACAUCCUUCAAGCUCAACAUCCCAGUCCUCGAUGCCGAGCUCAUCCUCACCGUCCACGUCUCCAACCCCAACAUCGUGCCCAUCCAGUACUCCUCCACCACCAUGUCCAUCUUCUACAAGGGCUCCUUGCUCGGCUCCGCCCAGGUGGAAGCCGGCUCCCAGCCGCCGCACUCCUGCCAGCUGAUCCGUCUUCCGGCGCGGCUCCAAGGGCUCGAGCUGGCUCACCACGCGGCAAGCUUCAUCGCCGACGUAGCCAGGCGCGAGAUGGUGCUCGACGCCACUGUGGAUAUCGCUGGUACGGCCAAGGUGUUGUGGUGGGACCACAAGUUCAAGGUCCACGUGGAUAGUCGCGUGACCGUGGAUCCGGUUUUCUUUGAAGUUAUUGAUCAGGAUAUUAAGUCUGAGGUCGAAGUUCUUGCUUGAAGACAUGAAGUGUACGUUUUUUUUUCUUUUUUCCUUUUUUGAGCAAAUACACUUUCAGUGUAUCUUUCCCUGUAGUAGAAGAUGUAAUUGGUUUUGCUCUUUUUAAGGCUUAAAUCCAAAAAUAAUUUCUGUGCUUUUA